AUGGAACAGCUAGUGGCACUGCCUUUCCACGCUGGCACCGUCCUGCUGAGCUACGCCGAUGACCUCGCCCUCGUCGUCACCGGAAGGGGCAACAAGCUCAGGAGGACGCAGCAGGCACUCGACCUCAUCAGCGGGAAAUGCCAGGACCUGGGGCUCAAGAUCUCGGCAGAGAAGUCCCGGGCCAUGAUGGUGAAGGCGGCAGACCCAACCUGGCAGCUCCGCGUCCAGGGAGUUGAGCUGGCAUGGACCAACUCCUACCAGUACCUCGGUGUGUGGGUGGACAAGCGGCUGUCCUUCACAGCCCACGCCGCCUACCUGAGGGAGAGGACGCAGUCUAGGCUGAACGUGAUGCGGGCCAUGACGCGAAUCAGCGCGGGCGCCACUUUUUCCGUCCUGCGCCAGUACUACGUGCACGCUGUUCGCUCGCUGGUGGAUUACAGCGCCCCCGUCCUCAUAGCACUCUCUCCAAACCAGCAGGAGCGGAUCGAGGUGCUACAAAACACCGCAAUGAGGACCAUGCUGGGGGCACCGAGGUGGUCCAGCGCAUGCGUCAUGCAGAGCGAGACCAGACUGGUACCCCUCACCACCAGGGUACAGCAGAUCACGGCCUGCCGCGUAGCGAGGGUGCUGCAGCGUGACGCGGAGGGAGUGACACAGAGGAGACUAAGGCUGGCGGGGACGCAGGGUGCCGAAUCUCUCCGCCGCAACCCGUGGCUGCUGCAGUGCACGCUGGCUACCCACAACCUGGCUCGCAUGGAGAACUGGCCACAGGCGGACCUCCCUGCCCCCACCUUCCGCGCCCCACCCCCGUGGGAGCCACCCGCGGCAGAGUUCUCCGCCACACAGCUGCCCGCCAGCAAGGCGCUCUGCGCCGUGGAGGAGAUGCGGCAGCACGCCUUCAUGGCCAUGGCGCAGGUCACCGAGCCAGACAGUGUUGUGUACUACACCGACGGCUCGGCUGACCCUGACAGCGGAAGGACGGGCGCUGCUGCCAUCACCAGAGGGGCCGAGGUGUGUGAGAGGACUCCUGACCACUGCUCCACCCUGCAGACAGAACUGGUGGCCAUCCUGCUGGCCCUGGAGCACGCUCAACACCGGCGGGAGCGCACCGUGGUGCUCCACACCGACUCCAGAACGGGGCUACAGGCUCUACAACAGCCGUAUCCCAGCGACAACGUGGGCCUCGUCACCGCCAUCCUGGGUAGCCUCCAGAGCCUCGCCGCGCAGGGGCGGCGGGUGAGGCUCAACUGGAUACCCAGCCACGUGGGAGUACGAGGCAACGAGGCUGCUGACGCAGCCGCCAAGAGAGCUGCUAGUGGCCCCCAGGUGACAAGGCAUGUGCCGCCCAGCCUGAGCCAAGUGAGGGCGCGAGCCAGGCUCGCCGCAACCAAGCGCGCCCGCCACACGCACCGGCAGCUGGAAACAAGGAAGAGACAGGCAGCUUGGUACGCCUCCACCACUGGCUACCAGUCGUUGGACGCCUCCCAGCAGCAGCCCAGAGCAGACGGCGUGUUGCUGCAACGCGUAAGGCUGGGCUACUGCACCAGGGAACAGCUGUACGACGACUUUCGGGGGCAGGAGUGCGACCACUGCGGGAGGCACAGCCGCCACCCGCUAGUGCACUACCUACUGUCCUGUCCGGCCACCGCCGCCCUCAGACCAACGCCGCCACCACCGGCCCAUCCUGUAGGCGGUGAUCUCAGCAGCCGCGAGGCCAGGGCUGCCCUCAUCGUCCGCCACACGCCCACAGACCUGAUGCUGCGAGUUCUCAGGGCAGCGCCCCCGCCCCGCUGA
Messenger RNA from Scylla paramamosain (green mud crab), 1794 nucleotides. RefSeq lists its product as uncharacterized. The transcript has a single exon. The coding region runs from base 1 to 1794 and encodes 597 amino acids. Gene Ontology annotation, molecular function: RNA-DNA hybrid ribonuclease activity; nucleic acid binding. Lineage: Eukaryota; Metazoa; Arthropoda; Malacostraca; Decapoda; Portunidae. The record is from RefSeq and is a predicted model, not a curated record. Gene Ontology annotation, biological process: DNA replication, removal of RNA primer.